This is a messenger RNA of Acytostelium subglobosum LB1, 1806 nucleotides long. RefSeq lists its product as hypothetical. NCBI's taxonomy places the organism in Eukaryota, Evosea, Eumycetozoa, Acytosteliales, Acytosteliaceae. The transcript has a single exon. The record is from RefSeq and is a predicted model, not a curated record. Bases 1 to 1806 code for a protein of 601 amino acids.
AUGGAUACACUAUCAGAGGUGAUCCUAAAGAAUAUAUAUUCCUAUUUGGACUCAACAUUGGACAUCUUGUGUUUAUCUCUAACAUGUAAACACUUGUUGGACUUGUUACCAAAGCUUAGUAAUGGAUCAAUAGUGUUGGAUAAAUCAAUCAAGUUGGUUAGAUCCGAUUAUGUAUAUACCUUGUCACCUCCACUUCCAUUGUCCUCGCGUCCAGAGGACAACUUGCCAUCGAGCAUGGAGAUGAUCUACUCUGGCGAAUACCAGGUGCUCACCCCGCUCGAGUCACUCACCGUGCCACCAGGCGUCAGCAAGCUCACCUUUGGAUAUUGGUUCGAACAGCCCAUCGUGCCCGGUGCCCUUCCCCCAUCAAUCACCUCGAUCAAGUUUGAUAGUCGCUACGACAAGCUACUCAUGCUUGGCUCUCUCCCCACCGCCCUGGCAUCACUCACCUUGGGCGAGAAGUACAAUCAGCCGAUCGGUCGUGGCGUACUCCCCGACACACUCACUUACCUAUCACUCAACAAGGAUUACAAACAUAUGCUGGAGACUGGAACAUUGCCUGCCUCGUUGAUUACAUUGGAGAUCUGGGGCGAUGAUUCAAUGAUCGCACAACACUCUGGCGUGUUUCCACCAAAGUUACAAUCACUUAUGAUCAUCUCAAUCAAACGUACAAGUACAUUGGCAAUGCUACCGCCCACGCUCAAGAAGUUAAAGUCCAACAGCAGUCCACCAUUCACACAUGGUUCGUUGCCAAGCUCACUCACAGAUCUUUCCCUUGGCGAGAACUAUGACUCUGAUAUCCGUCCUGGCGACCUCCCCAACAUGCUCAGUCACCUCAGUUUGGGCUGGUACUUCAACAGAGUCCUGCAGCCUGGCGCACUACCAUCGUCGCUGACCUCUCUCACCUUUGACUAUUUCUACAACCAGCCAUUGUCGACGGGCGUGUUGCCCACGUCACUUGCAACCCUAGUGUUUGGCGGAUGUUUUAACCAAGCGAUCGGACUGGGAGUGCUUCCACACGGUCUGACCUCGCUGACAUUUGGGGCAAAGUACAAUCAGUCGAUCAUUCCUGGCGCCCUGCCAAACACACUCCAGUCUCUGACCUUUGGUGGUGAAGAUUUCAAUCAACCAUUCGAGAUCGACUCGCUUCCAAACUCAUUGAUCAAUCUUACAUUAAGCUAUUUCUUCAACCAGACUUUGGCGCCAGGCCUUCUGCCCACUGGACUACAAUCACUCACACUUGGCAACUCAUUCAAUCAAAUGAUCGGAACUGGAUGCUUGCCAAACACACUCACAUACCUCAAACUUGGCGACGACUAUUCCAAGGUCGUGGACAAGCAUGCCCUGCCAGCAAGUUUGAGACAUCUAGACAUGAAGAAGUUUGCUCAGUACAAGUGCUUCAAGGAUGCAUUGAUCGCAUCACCAAUCGAUACACUUGGCGUGGCAAAUGGAAUGGAUCACAGCAACACAAUGGUCCAGAUUGACUGCUCCUUGAACAGGUUACAAGUAGGUCCACAAAGAAUGGGUCACUCCCUAUUGUACAAGCAGAUGGUAUUGCUCACACCCAACGUACAGACCAUCGAUAUGUUGGUCGUAAGCAAGAAUAUACCAUGUCGAACACUAUUCAGAAAGGUUGACAAUGACAUUGCACUGAGUGUCACGACUAUCGAGGGUGUGAAGCACAUUGCCAAGACAUUCUAUUAUAGCAAGGUUGAGGUGAUAAUCGAGGAUGACGACGAAGAAUAUGAUGAUGAAGAGGAGUAUGAAGAUGAGGAGGAGGAGGAGGUUAAUGAUCACAAGGAAUAA